AUGAACCAGCAGCGGCCACAGGACCGCGUUAUCGUACAUGGAGUGGUAAAACAGAGCUUGCGAAGACCGCGAUUUCAGAUUUACACAGCGAUUCGCUUCUGAUUUCUUGCUGCUUUUGUCAAAAUUUGGCAUCUUCGUGUUUGGUAAAUAGGAAGAAAGCCAUAUUAGAGGCCUUGUCUUUAUUUGUUUACUUAUUUAUUUAUAUCCAUAAAAGAAAAGCUGCUGUCUUGCUAUCAAAACACUCGUAGUGGUUCAUUUCCUUAAAGGGUCCUGUUGGAAAACAUAAAUAGCAGCGAAAUCUAGUUUACAGUAAUAAUGGCUCGUCCACGGCCUCGAGAGUACAAAGCUGGAGAUCUGGUUUUUGCGAAAAUGAAGGGAUAUCCACACUGGCCAGCGAGGAUUGAUGAACUCCCGGAAGGAGCCGUCAAGCCACCUGCUAAUAAAUACCCCAUAUUCUUCUUCGGUACUCAUGAAACGGCAUUCCUGGGUCCCAAGGAUCUACUUCCAUACAAGGAUUAUAAAGAGAAAUUUGGCAAGCCCAACAAGAGAAAAGGCUUCAACGAGGGCCUGUGGGAGAUUGAGAACAAUCCUGGUGUCAAGUUCACUGGCUACCAGGCCAUUCUUCAGCAGAGCUCCUCGGAAACAGAAGCCGAGGGGGUCAACGCUGCCGAUAGGAGCAGCGGGGGAGAAGAGGGCGAGUCCAUAGACGAGGAAGACAAGGGCAAGCCCAAGGGGGAUAAGGCUGGAUCCAAGCGGAAAAAGACAGUUUCAUCCAAGAAGGCAUCCAAGUUAUCAAGGAAGUGCUCAGGUGAUGAAGAUGAGGAGAAGGAUGGUGAAGAGGAAGACCAAAAGAGUGACUCAGAGACCGGAGACCCCAACAAUGACAAUGACAUGCGAAAUGCUUCAGAAAACAAGAAAACCCAGUUACUCAGAGAAGAACGCUAAAUUUUGAGGAAUCACUCUUAAGAGAAGUAAUUAAUUUUGGCUGUCAAGUGUCAUUGAAAUUGUGAAUUUCUGAUCGCUUUCCUCUCUCCAUUUCAUCCAUCAUCACAAACCAGGGAUUUCGUCUGUUACAUUUGUUCCUGUGAAGACAAAGCAUUCAUUAUCCAAAUAUGGGAUCAACUCAACGAGGAGGUCGAAGCAAACUGAUCAGGUCUGAGGAUGGCCAACAAUGUUAAUUUUCAAUUUGUAAAGUUGUUCUCCAACAUCAGUAACCCACACAAUCCAUAGAAUCUGUUUUAGUCUGCCUCAUUGCUUGUGUCUUGUUACAUAAAACUACAUCCCUAUACAAUGAUAAAAGAAAAUGGACUACCUGCUGGAAUAUAUCUGUUGAAACUUGUGCACACUGCAUUAUGUCACUGUUUUAUGUAAUCAGAAUAAAACUGAAUUUAAAAAUAAAAAUUACAAUAAAUGUAUGAAAUAUUGUUCACAGAGUUACACAUUGUAACUUAAUUAUAUAUUAUAAUUAUUUUACUGUAGAAUAUAGGAUCUCUAGUAUUCUACUAAACUCUAGGCCACUGCUCAUCUUUUUACAAAACAAUCUAACUCUUCAAUGUCUGUGGAAUGGUUUAUGUUUCUAGUGCUUUUUAUUGGCAUGCCUGACAAUUUGUACAUAUCCAUUUGUCAGAGUAGUUCCUUUAGUUUUCCAGUUAACCUGCUUUUGAACAUUAGCGUAGCACUGCCACAGUACCAUGGUAUCAGUGUGUUUGAGCUUGCUAAGGCACUUCUGUUCUCUUCAUUAAAAUCUCUUCAUUAUACUGCAA
Molecule: messenger RNA, 1763 nt
Organism: Megalops cyprinoides (Indo-Pacific tarpon)
Lineage: Eukaryota; Metazoa; Chordata; Actinopteri; Elopiformes; Megalopidae
Product: hepatoma-derived growth factor-related protein 3-like
Exons: 6
Coding region: 316-945 (209 amino acids)
Biological process (GO): regulation of transcription by RNA polymerase II
Cellular component (GO): nucleus
Molecular function (GO): double-stranded DNA binding; transcription coregulator activity
Source: RefSeq, a predicted model, not a curated record